This is a messenger RNA of Sander lucioperca (pikeperch), 2137 nucleotides long. RefSeq names its product cyclic nucleotide-gated cation channel beta-3-like. Gene Ontology annotation, molecular function: protein-containing complex binding; cGMP binding; intracellularly cAMP-activated cation channel activity. NCBI's taxonomy places the organism in Eukaryota, Metazoa, Chordata, Actinopteri, Perciformes, Percidae. The record is from RefSeq and is a predicted model, not a curated record. Gene Ontology annotation, cellular component: photoreceptor outer segment; plasma membrane; intracellular cyclic nucleotide activated cation channel complex. The transcript is spliced from 14 exons. Bases 1 to 1956 code for a protein of 651 amino acids. Gene Ontology annotation, biological process: monoatomic cation transmembrane transport.
AUGGUAUUUUCAAUCAUCAGCCAAGAAGCGACCCCUCCUCCACCUCCACCCAUCGUCAUCAACAAGUAUUCAGACGAGCAGCUCAGAACCAUAGUCAAAUUAAUGAGAGAGAGACUGCAGCUCUACAAGGAGAAAGUGGAGGAUCAGUAUGCUACGUCCCCUGAGAUCAGCCCUCCUGUCACACCUGUGCUGCUCAAAGACACCUACACAAAAGUCAUAGAGGAGAGGAAAAGGCAAGCAGAGGAGGAGCGUAUAAAGAAGGAAGAAGCUGAGAAGAAGAAGAAAGAGGAGCAGGAGAAGAAAAAGCAGGAGGCCGAGCAGAAGAAGAAGGAAGAGGAGGAUAAAAAGAAAGCAGAGAGUAAAGAUGAGAAAAAGGAGGAGAAGAGCAUGAAGUCCAAGUUAAUUGAAGCUAUCUGGUUUUGGGUGGAUGUUGUGCUGAUGCCAAUUGAGGACCUGAUGGACUCAGUGCUGGGGAAGACCAUCGACCCUUUUACAGACCGUCGCUACAUCGCCUGGCUGAGCUUGGUGACUCUGGCCUUCAACUACAAUACCUGGUUCAUUACAGCCCGUCUGUGUUUCCCGUACCACACUGAAAGCGCCAUCCCAUACUGGUUUGCCCUGGAUGUGGUGGCCGACCUCAUCUACCUCACAGACUCCAUCCUCUUCCAGUCCCGCAAACAGUUUGUCAAAGCAGGAGACAUCAUAAAAGACAGAGCGGUGACAAGGGAGUACUACAGACAUUCUGAGAGAUUCAUGAUGGACAUGAUGUGCCUCAUCCCAUUCGACUUGCUGUACUUACAGUUUGGAUUCAAAUCCAUUUUCAGAGCCAAUCGUCUGCUGAAGGCAGAUACAUUUUUUGAGUUCAGCGAUCGUCUAGAGAGCAUCAUGGCCAAGGCUUACAUCUGGAGAGUGAUUCGGACCAUCGGAUAUCUUCUCUUCAUGCUCCACCUCAACGCCUGCUUCUACUAUGUAGCUUCAGAGUACCAGGGCCUCGGGUCAACUAAAUGGGUCUACUCUGGGCUGGGCAGCGCGUAUCUGCGUUGUUACUACCACGCUGUCCGCAGUCUGAUCAACAUCGGGGGUCUUAACGAACCCCAUACCGUCUUUGAGAUUACCUUUCAGAUGACUAACUUUUUCACGGGCGUCUUUGUGUUCUCCAGUUUGAUUGGACAGAUGAGAGACGUCAUCGGUGCAGCCACAGCAGGACAGACCUACUUCCGAGCCUCCAUGGACGGCACCGUGGACUACAUGGUGACCAACCACAUCCCCUCUUUGGUGCAGAGCCGGGUCCGCACCUGGUACACCUACACCUGGGACGCUCAGGGCAUGCUGGAUGAGUCCGAGCUGCUGGAUAAGAUGCCUCUGGUGAUGAGAACUGCCAUUGCUGUUGAUAUCAACCUAUCCACCUUUCAGAAGAUUGAUCUUUUCAAGGGCUGUGACCAGCAAAUGUUGGUGGACAUGUUACUGAGGCUCAAGUCCAUCAUCUAUUUACCUGGAGACUUUGUCGUCAAGAAAGGGGACAUCGGUAAAGAGAUGUACAUCAUUAAAAGUGGAGCGGUGCAGGUGGUGGGAGGACCUGACAACAGUAUCGUGUUUGUCACACUGAAGGCUGGCUGUGUGUUUGGAGAAAUCAGUCUGUUGCAGUCAUCCAAAGAUGGAGGGAACAGGCGGACAGCUAAUGUCAAAGCCUACGGCUUCGCUAAUCUUUUCGUCCUGGAGAAGAAAGACCUGUUUGACAUCCUGGUCCACUAUCCAGAGUCUCAGAAAGUGUUGGCUAGGAAGGGAAGGAAACUCAUGAAGGCGAAGGCUCCAGCAGCAGCUAAUGCAGAAGUGGAAAAGAAGAAAGGACUGGUGCUGUUCGGACCCAAACCGCCCACACCCAAACUGCUGCGUGCUUUUGGUGGAAACACUAACUUCUUGGAAAAAUUGAGGGGUGCUACUGCCGGUGGCCAGUGAGGAUUGUAGUGAGCUUUUUUUUUUUUUUUUAUAACUUCUUUUUGGAAGUGAAUGUACAGUUUUGUUUUCAACCUCUUUUUGUAAUGAGUGUGUAUAUCCUGUCAUUUUAAGAUAUUGUUAAAAAACGGAUGCUUCCCAGAGUCAAAAAUUUGGUUUGACAUGCUUGGACCACUCAACAAAA